AUGUCACCGUGCAGCCUGAGUCUGGGUCAGGGUCUCCGGAUCCUCGAGAUGGUGUUCUGCGCGCUGGCCUUCAUCAUCCCGAUGUUCCGCGGCUCCAUGUCCAGUCCCUACGGGAUCUGGUGCGAGUUCGUGUGGGUCUUCGGACUCGUCGUGGCUGUGGUGAUCUUCGUUAUCGAGAAAUGCCUGGUGGAUAAACUGAUAGAGAUCUUGGUGCUGAAGCACACGUGGGACGAUCUCUCCUGCGGACUGACCCUUCUGUCAUCCAUCAUGCUGCUAUCCGCCUCUCUCAUCUAUAGCACUGUGUUUGUGUGCUCAACAUGCAUCGCGGAUAUGAUUUGCGCCAGCGCCUCCAUUCUGGCUUGUGUGGCGUACGUGUUGGACGGGGUGAAGUUGAAACUAAAGUGUCCUGAAGGUUAUCUCUCCAGAAUACGGGGAGUCCUGCGCUUCAUGCAGGCGUUCGUGGCCUGUCUGCUCUUCACUGCGGUCUACACAUGCUUUAAAGGGGUGGAGAUCCGAGUCCCUGGUGGGUUGAUCUGGUGCAUUCUGGUCUACGUGGUGUGUUUUCUUCCCACCGUGGUGGUGAUUCUCACACACCUGCAAAAGUGUGUGAACCUUCUGAAAUGCUUUGACCUCAAUAAAUUGGAGCUGGUGUUUGACGCAGUGGCUGUGGCUCUGUACGUGUCCGCGGCCAUCAUCUGGCCUGUGUUUGGGUAUAAAAACUAUAAAAGAGACUCCAAAUUCCACGAGACUCGCAUUCAUGAUAUCAACCUCGUCACUAUCAUGACGUAUGUGAACUUGGGGCUUUACAUCGCAGACCUCGUUUUGACAUUGAUUGUGUAUUGUAAAAACAAGUAG
Molecule: messenger RNA, 855 nt
Organism: Pimephales promelas (fathead minnow)
Lineage: Eukaryota; Metazoa; Chordata; Actinopteri; Cypriniformes; Leuciscidae
Product: myeloid-associated differentiation marker-like protein 2
Cellular component (GO): membrane
Source: RefSeq, a predicted model, not a curated record